AUGGAUGACUUGAUGCGACUGAAGGAUACUCUGUUCCAAAAUUACACCAAGGACUUCCGGCCGGUUUAUAAUCUGAGUUCCGCCUUGCAUGUGGCAAUGGACAUGUUUUUGAUUUCAAUUUUAGAUGUAGACGAAGUAACAGGGACAAUCACACUAAACAGCGGGCUUACUUUGACAUGGACCGAUUAUCGUCUAGCGUGGAACUCAAGUGACUUCAGCGGUAUCACCUCUUUUGUGUUCAACUCAUCGAAUGUGUGGAAACCGCGAAUUUACGUUACAACCACCGCUGACGAUUUGUCUGAUUUUUCUUAUGACGCGUUUGAUGUACGGGUAUUUUCUAAUGGUAUAGUGACGUGCUCGCCUGGCCGGCAUUUGAGGGCAUCUUGCAGCUUUGACAUGACAAAAUUCCCGAUGGAUUCGCAAACAUGCAUUUUGCAGCUCGCAUCAUGGAUAUACACGGCUAAUGAGAUGCUUUUCAUCAUCUCACGUCCAGAAAUCAACUUAGCUUACUACAAACCUAACGGGGAGUGGGAUAUCAAAUGGACAUCUGUCAAAAACAACACGGACUUAGGAACACUUUUUUCCGUUAUAGAUUUCACAAUUCAGCUCGCCAGACGAUCUGCGUACUUCAUAGUAUCGAUGACGUCACCUGUUUUGCUUUUGUGCGUCCUCAACCCGUGUGUGUUUCUUCUGCCGGCUUCGUCAGGAGAGAGAAUAUCCUACACAAUCACCAUGUUUUUAUCUCUAGCUGUAUAUAUGACACUUAUUGGAGAAAACAUGCCCAACAUUUCAGAUCCAAUGGCUGGUAUUUCAUAUCUUCUCUUGGUGGCUAUGUUGUAUAGUUGUUUGCUAAUUAUGUUGACGAUAUUUACGCUACGUUGUGAUGCAUUAGCGGACGUGGAUAAGUUCCCGGGUUGGUUAUUGUGGCUAGCCUGUCGAUGGGGUCGAAGCAAAUCGAUCACCCCCAUCAAUAAAGUCGACACAAAUACCAACAUGCAUGUGGAAGAGUUUGAUAAAGAAGCUGGUGUGAUAAAACCUCGCGGAGAUCGGACACUGGACAGGAAAAUGAGCAAGGAAGAUAUUAUGAGUUUUAUUGACAAAAGUCUUUUCUUCAUGACCCUUUUCAUGAAUACUUCUACAUGGUCUGCAUUUGCGAUAUACUACUGGAUUUGA
Messenger RNA from Pecten maximus, 1173 nucleotides. RefSeq names its product neuronal acetylcholine receptor subunit alpha-7-like. The transcript has a single exon. The record is from RefSeq and is a predicted model, not a curated record. Gene Ontology annotation, cellular component: neuron projection; synapse; membrane. Gene Ontology annotation, molecular function: transmembrane signaling receptor activity; extracellular ligand-gated monoatomic ion channel activity; neurotransmitter receptor activity. The coding region runs from base 1 to 1173 and encodes 390 amino acids. NCBI's taxonomy places the organism in Eukaryota, Metazoa, Mollusca, Bivalvia, Pectinida, Pectinidae. Gene Ontology annotation, biological process: chemical synaptic transmission; monoatomic ion transmembrane transport; signal transduction.